ACAGAGAGAGUGCAUCAAUGCGUCUGUGAGUCUUCCUACCGCUUUUCUCCGGCUGAAUAACCAGCAACUCCACCAAAUCAGUGAUUGAGAUUUCGCGCGGGGGAUUGUGAAAGGGGCGUUGGAAACGAAAAAGGAAGGGAAGCCUUUUCUGUUUUUCCCUCUGAAGGGGAAUUUCGCAUAAAUAUAUGUUUGUAAUACAUUUCUUGGAUUUUAACGGAAAAUGGCGAUGUGUGCUCGGUCCUGCGGCAUCAUCUGCUUCGUCUCAGCUCAGACUAUGCUGAUUUUGUACAUGUCCUCGCCAGGUGCAGAGAGCCUCAGCUUCCCUCAGCAGUACACGAUGAUGCACUGGGCAAGACGCAUUGAGCAGGAGAUGGAUAGAGUGCUCCAGCAUGCUACUGGAGCCCAGCAGCUGAAAGGGAUGUACAGUGAGAAGAGAAGGCAGUUCAGUGUGCUGAGGAACACACCCAAGGAAGUGGUGCAGAAGGUGGCCUUAAGCAUCGACAGGCUACUGGCAAAGAAACGGCAAGCAUUGGAGAAGCUGGCCAGAGAGGCAGAGAGGCUGCAGAAGGAGCACUCCUGGCAAGAUGGUAUCAAGGAGGGUGACAUGCAGUACUAUGAUUCAAAGGCAGAGUUGGAUUAUUCAGAGGAUGGGGAGAACCCUUACAACCUGAAGUUGGAGUUUGUGGAUGAUCCUAAUUUCAAAAACAAGGUCAACUACUCCUACACAGCGGUACAGAUCCCAACAGACAUCUACAAGGGCUCUCCUGUGAUUUUGAAUGAACUCACCUGGACACAGGCACUGGAGAAAGUCUUUAUUGACAACAGCCGUGAGGACCCCUCCCUUCUGUGGCAGGCAUUUGGCAGUGCCACGGGUGUCACCAGGUAUUACCCAGCCACACCUUGGAGAGCACCAGAUAAGAUAGACUUGUAUGAUGUGCGAAGACGAUCGUGGUACAUCCAGGGCGCGUCCUCUCCCAAAGACAUGAUUAUCCUGGUUGACGUGAGUGGUAGUGUGAGCGGUCUCACUCUGAAGCUGAUCAAGGCGUCAGUGGUGGAGAUGCUGGACACGCUGUCAGAUGAUGACUACGUUAAUGUGGCCCGGUUCAACGAGAAAGCCGAGGUGGUGGUUCCAUGCUUCAAACACUUGGUCCAAGCAAACGUCCGCAACAAGAAGAUUUUUAAGGAGGCAGUACAGCACAUGUCAGCCAAAGGCACUACUGACUACAAGUCAGGCUUCCACUUCGCCUUCCAGCAGCUGCUCAAUGAGACCAAAGUCCCUCGUGCGCACUGCAAUAAGAUAAUCAUGUUGUUCACUGAUGGAGGCGAGGACCGUGCACAGGACAUUUUUGAGUACUACAACUGGCCCAACAAGACGGUGCGAGUCUUUACAUUCUCUGUAGGGCAGCACAACUAUGAUGUCACCCCCUUGCAGUGGAUUGCUUGUGCCAAUAAAGGUUAUUAUUUUGAGAUUCGGUCCAUCUGCGCCAUCAGGACCAACACUCAGGAGUAUCUGGAUGUGCUGGGGCGUCCCAUGGUGCUAGCGGGGAAUCGGGCUAAGCAGGUGCAGUGGACCAACGUCUACCAGGAUGCCUUGGGCCUGGGACUGGUAGUCACAGGAACCAUGCCAGUCUUCAAUCUCACUGUGGAGGGAAACUCACAGAACCAGCUGAUCCUGGGAGUGAUGGGAGUGGAUGUCCAUCUGGACGAAAUCAAGAGGCUAACACCACGGUACAAUCUCGGUGCUAAUGGAUAUGUAUUUGCCAUCGACCCAAAUGGCUAUGUUCUCCUGCACCCAAACUUGCAGGCCAAGAGUGUUAGUGUCCCAGAGCCAGUGACACUGGACUUCCUGGAUGCUGAAAUUGAAGAUGCCAACAAGCAGGAGAUCCGACGGCAGAUGAUCGAUGGCAGGGCAGGGCAGAAACAAAUCAAGACCCUCGUGAAGUCGAUUGAUGAGCGAUACAUUGAUGAGGCUGUGCGGACCUACUGCUGGGCACCCAUCAAUGGCACAGACUACAGUCUAGGUUUGGUUCUGCCUCCCUACAGUGAAUACUACAUCCAGGCCAACCUCAGUGAUGUCAUGCUGCAGUUGCAGUAUUUGGAUUCCCUGCUGCCAACCUCCUUUGAGUCUGCAGGUCAUGUGUUCCUGGCCCCCAGGGAAUAUUGCACUCAACUGCAGCUUUCUGACAACAACACCCAGUUUCUGGAGAACUUCCUGUCUCUCAUGGUGGACAUCACACCAGACUCCAAGCAGUGUAAUCAAGGCCUCCUCCACAAUCUCAUCCUUGAAUCAGACAUCAUCUGGCAACUGGCAACAAGGGUGUGGAAGAACAAAGAUCUCAACACAUAUGGUUUUCUGGCGUUGUUCGCGGCCACAGAUGGAGGGGUAACACGAGUUUACCCCAACAUGGCUGCUGAAGCUUGGAAGGAAGACCCUGAGCCCUUUCAUGCCAACUACUAUCGGCGCAGUAUGGACAACAAAGGCUACGUUUUCAGAGCACCGCCCAGAGGCUCUGCUGAUGAUGGGCUACACUCAGAAAACGCCACCGCUGGCAUCCUGGUCAGCACUGCAGUGGAAAUCAAUAUUGGCGGCAAGAGUAUUAGACCUGCAGUGGUGGGGGUGAAGCUGGACUUGGAGGCCUGGGUGGAAAAAUUCAAGAUCCUGGCCAGUAACCAGUCUGACAGUCGACAGGGUUCACACAAGUGUGGACCAUCCAGCAGCUGUGAGAUGGACUGUGAAGUAAACAGCGAUGACCUGCUAUGUUAUCUGAUUGAUGAUGGAGGUUUCUUGGUCAUGUCUAACCAGAAGGAGCACUGGAAACAGGUUGGCCUGUUUCUUGGGGAGGUGGACCCCUCCCUGAUGCAUGCUCUGUACAAUAACUCCAUCUACACCCGCCAGCAGUCCUUCCAAUACCAGUCUGUCUGUGACCCUUCCCCAAGCAGCCACACAGGUGGAGCACCCAGGGGGGUGUUUGUGCCCACACUCGCGGACCUCCUCAAUCUGGCCUGGUGGACAUCAGCAGCAGCAUGGUCCCUUAUUCAGCAAUUGCUGUAUGGACUGGCUUACCAGAGUUGGUUUAUCACAGAUGAUGUAGAAGCUGAAACUGUAGACUCAAGGCAGGCUAGCUGUGUGACAGUGCAGACUCAGUUCUACUUCACAAACACCACCAACUUCUACAAUGUACUGCAAGACUGUGGAAACUGCUCAAGGCUGUUUCAUGCCAAGCGUAUAGAGAACACCAACCUGCUGUUUGUGGUGGCAGAGAAGAUGCCCUGCAACGCUUGUGAAAUGGAGAAACUGACACAGGUGAAGACAGAGUUGCGGGAAGAGAACCCCUGUGAGCUGCUGAACGCUGUACGAUACCGCAAAGGCCCGUCCACUUGCUUCGACUACAAUGUCAGAGAGAACACAUCAGAGUGUGGGCGGGGCCAUUCUUUCCAGCCGCUGUUUGGACUGCUGCUCUUUCUGCAGCUGUUCCUCCUUUGCCUGUCAACAGCCUCCCAUGAGGCUCUGCCUCUAGCUGGCACACGCUAACCCCCCCGUUAACUCUGUUCCCUUUCCUGUCUUCACUUUUGCACAAUCCACAAAGUCUUCCCUUUUUUAUCUUCCAUGUCUUUCCACUUCCCCCAUCCCAUGAUCUGUUUUUCCCCUCUGAUAAUUCUGUCCUUCCCCUCCUCCUUUUUUCCUCCCCUUCCAUUCUUCCAUCUGUCCACACCUUUUUGUGGGUUUUCUUUCAGAGUGAUACAGAAAUAGCUGGUCUCACAGGUGCGCCAUGUAGGGCUUUUCACACCUUUGAAGACUCUCUUCCUUCAAUGCUCUCCUUGUAACCCUGAACACCAUGACCUCAAACUAAGAAGCAUACAAAAGUUACCACCCUUUGUUUGGGUAUGCUUGCAAAAGGGAUAUUGUAAAAUUGUACAGACUUCCACAACAUCCAAACAUCCAUUUAUUUACAUUCAGUACUUAUUUUUUGACAACAGUUGGGAGACAUCUCAUCUUAUUCCAUCUCUGACAUGAGAGUAUAGAGAAGCAGAAUGUGUUCAAAUCAUUUAAAAAUAUAAUAGGGUAAUAAACAGAGGUCAGUAGCAUUGUUUUAGGGGUGCAUUCAAUAGACGCCAUAAUUGAUAACUACCAUUUCCCUUUUCAGUGGAUCGUUUGUUUAAGUCGUUGUACAACUCUCUGCAGAGGUAGUUCAGUAGGCAUUUUAAAAUAACAAGUAAAAUAGCAGCAAUGUGACAGCAAUCCCUGUGGUGGCUGAAGUCCUUCUGUGUUUGAAAUUGUUUUAGCUGCUUUGCUGUUCCUGGAUGUCAGAGAACAUGGAUAUACAGUACUCUACAAUGAAACAGCUUUGUUCCAGAUUCUGUACUUUUAAAAAUCCCUGUCAUUUGUUAGCUAAUGAGCAUCAAACACAUUUUUAUUAUGUCCUCAGUGUUCUCUGAUCUCUGCACCCUCACCUCCUAGAAGCACCACUGUACACAUCACUGAGCAAAGACCAUUGCUGCUGUUUUCCAAACAGAUUUGACUGUUGAACGCACCCCAGAUGUAAAGGGACGUCUCUGAUCAUUUGUGUGGGUCCUCCUCAGGUCAUCCUGAGAGUUCUGAAGGGGACAUUUGGAGUGGCUGUGCAGAUAUUGCUGUCUUAUACAUGUAAUGGGCCCUAUUCUUUCCAACCUCUGCAAUUUGCCUUGUCAAAUAAUAAUGAUAACAAAAAAUAAGUUUAAAAACGGAAGAAGAAGAAGAUCUGAAACCCUCAAAACAUUUGCAUUUGGUGGAAGUUUACGUUGUUUCAGAACAUUCUCUCGCCAGCACAGAGGGCCUUUUUGUCAACAUUUAACUAUGUGAUUUUGGUUUUUGUCAUUUAUAAAAAUACGAAUGGAAGCUGAUAGUGUAGCACUUAUGUAUCGGUUUGCUUGUUUCAAAAGGAAUGCAGUUUGAGUUCUAAAAAUAAGAUUUAUGGUUAAAUUUACAGAAAAGGGGUUUUGUGGGAGGGAAAGGUUUCAUAGUAAUAUUUAAUAUUUUGUGAUCUGUUUUGAAAUGAAAGUCUUUAUAAAAUCGUAUCAACUGCCUGGCCUAUUUCCCAUAUGCUAGUCCCUUUGUUAACUUAUGCUGAAGGGCACUGGCCUAGUGAUUUCAGAAGUAAACUUUUCAUCCAGUUAUGGCAUUGUAGUCUAUGUUUUAGUAAAACUCCAGGUCUAAAAAUAGAUUGCAGCUGGUCUCUUUAGCUCUGACACUUGAGGAAUACAAAAUAUCAGGUUUUACUGUAUCUCCUAAAACCAGAUAACUGUUUAAAUCAGCUUGAGUUCAGUCAUUUUCCUUUCUCCCUGAAAUUCUGGUACAAAAAAACACAUAUAGACCUUACAGGUGCAGAGAAAGACAAGUUAUAGAACAUGCAACACUUCUAAACAUUUGAAAUAGAUUAUAAAACUGUAAACACUCAUCUGCAAGACAGGAGUUGACCUUUUCAACUGUCAUGCUCACUGUCUCUAAUCUGUUUCAGCCUGGAUUCUCCGAAAAGUACAAAGUACAUAUGAGUGUAGCAGAAAAAAGGACUGUUGAAUUGUUACUAUGUGCACAAUGCGCUCCCAGUCCAUAUUUCAGCUGCCUAAGCUUCAUGGCCAUCCUCCAGCUCAGAGGUCAUAGAACAUGUCCCCUUACCAUCACCACUUGCCCUUCUAACACACUGGAAUGUACUGGAGUUCAAAACCAGUCCCUUGUAUUGGAACUGUAUUGUAGUGAAUGGCAGCUAUGUUAGAGCAGUUCUUGUAUUUUUUUAUUAACAGAAUAAAUGUCAUUUUUGUCCUGUUACCAGGACAAGCACAACUGUCAGUGCCAAGCCUCCUUUACGCUGUGGGACCUUCAUGAAGCAUGGUAUUUCUACUGGGUUUAUAAUGUGCUUACAAUGGUUAUUAUUUUAUGGGAUUAAGUUACUCUUGGCCAUUGUGUAAAGGCAGGAAAAGGUUAAUUUUUGAAUAAGAUUUAACCCCAGGGAAACUUUUUGGUAAGGUAAAGAUUUGAUAUUUUAAGAACAACUCUGACUUUCAGAAAGGACUUAAUAGCUGUUGCUAUGGGGAUACAUGGGAUCAUGGGUAUUGUCAUAUAGGCACAUAAACACAACCUCUUGGUAAUGCCCCCUGGCUGUAAAACAGUGCACAGCGUACCUCCUGGGUUUUUAGGACAGAGCACAGGUGUUCUUGGGAUUUUCAGUUAUGAAAGAAAUGUUCAGGCCCAAGUGCAGCAGUCCUGAGGCAGAGGUAUCCCCUUAGAAUGCCUGUGACAGACAGUAUGGACACCAGUCUGCCCUUUGAUGCUUCAAUAGGAGAUGCUUUCAUGGUAGUUUGGUAGACUGUUGAAGUCAGUCAUGAGAAAUAAUCAUCUGCACUCAUUAUGCUUCUGCAGUGUCAUCUGCACUUGUGCCAAACUGCUUUUGGCCCAGUUUUGUGCAGACUGUUAAAAUUUCUCAUGGAUAACUAUGUCAAAUCAACAACUGAAUACGUACAACAAUAAUAAUAGGAAGUGAUAAACCUGUAAAGACUCAAGCUAUAGGAGCUGACACUAUCAAUGGGCAAGAAUGAUUAAGUGUCUAACAUUUUGUCUGAAUGUGAAAUUUAUAAACAUUUAACCAACUGUACAUUGGCUCAAGCUUCUAUUUAAAUUCCUUCACUGUUUGAAAAAUGAGAGACAAAAAAAAAAAAAUCAGAAAAAACAUACACUGCCUGAAUAAAUAACUUUAUUUUAAAUUUCAAAACACUGAAGAAUGUGCUGCCAGUAAUCAUGUUUGAAUGUGUUGUUUUUUUCUCACGGCUGUUGACAUUGUUUGCAAGGUCAUGUCAGCUCUUGUCAUUUGAUAUGUUUACUGUGCUCUUUUGUGAUGGCACAAAAUAGACAGCACAAAGUAGAAAGGCAAAAGAAUAACUUUGUAAGAUAUUGUGUCUGUCAUUUGUAAAAUAUUUUCAGAUAAUUUAUUA
Megalops cyprinoides (Indo-Pacific tarpon) is the source of this 6963-nucleotide messenger RNA. Its product is annotated as voltage-dependent calcium channel subunit alpha-2/delta-2-like. The coding region runs from base 221 to 3532 and encodes 1103 amino acids. Lineage: Eukaryota; Metazoa; Chordata; Actinopteri; Elopiformes; Megalopidae. The transcript is spliced from 38 exons. The record is from RefSeq and is a predicted model, not a curated record. Gene Ontology annotation, molecular function: voltage-gated calcium channel activity. Gene Ontology annotation, cellular component: voltage-gated calcium channel complex.